AUGUCUGUGUAUAUUGUAUCAGCUGCUAGAACCCCAAUUGGAGCCUUCCAAGGAUCUCUCUCUUCUGUUGGCUAUGUUGACUUGGGUGCCACUGCCGUUAAGGGUGCCUUAGCAAAAGUUCCAGAAAUAGACGUGUCAACUGUCGAUGAAGUCUUUUUUGGUGGUGUCUUACAAGCCAAUGUGGGUCAAGCUCCAGGUAGACAAGUUGCUUUGAAAGCAGGAUUACCUGAUUCUGUUGUUGUUACUACUGUUAAUAAGGUUUGUGCUUCAGGUAUGAAGGCUAUCAUUUUAGGCGCUCAAACUAUUUUAUGUGGGAAUGCUGAUAUUGUUGUUGCUGGUGGUGCUGAAGCUAUGUCCAAUACUCCUUACUAUUUACCAAGUGCUAGAUCAGGUGCUCGUUACGGUGAUUCUACCUUGGUUGAUGGUAUCCAAAAGGAUGGGUUAUUAGAUGCUUACGAUCAAGUAUUGAUGGGUAAUGCUGCUGAAAAGUGUGCCGCUGAUCAUUCCAUCUCUAGAGAAGAUCAAGAUAACUUUGCUGUUGAUUCAUAUAAAAAGGCUCAAGCUGCUCAAGCCAAUGGUAAGGUUAAUUGGGAAAUCGUUCCUGUUACCAUUAAAGGUGCUAGAGGUAAGCCUGAUGUGGAAGUAUCUGUUGAUGAUGAACCAAAGAGAUUGGAUGAAGCUAGAUUAAGAUCUGCAAGAACAGUUUUCCAAAAGGAAAAUGGUACUGUCACUGCACCUAAUGCUUCUAAAUUAAAUGACGGUGGUGCUGCUGUUAUUCUUGUUUCUGAAUCUAAAUUGAAGGAAUUAGGUUUAAAACCAUUGGCAAAGAUUUCCGGUUGGGGUGAAGCUGCUAGAAAACCAAUUGAUUUCACAAUUGCUCCAUCUUUGGCUGUUCCAAAGGCUUUGAAGCAUGCCAAGUUAAAUGCUUCAGAUAUUGACUUUUUUGAAUUCAAUGAAGCUUUCUCUGUUGUUGGAUUAGCUAACGCUCAAAUUUUGGACCUCCCACAAUCUAAGAUUAAUGUCUAUGGUGGUGCCGUUGCUUUGGGCCAUCCCUUGGGUUGUUCUGGUGCUAGAGUUGUUGUCACCUUAUUGAAUGUCUUAACUACUGAAGGUGGUAAGUAUGGAUGUGCUGCUAUUUGUAACGGUGGUGGUGGUGCUUCAUCCAUUAUCAUAGAAAAACUUGAUAGUGACUUCAAGUUGUAA
Lizanozyma spartinae is the source of this 1203-nucleotide messenger RNA. It is a transcript of the gene ERG10, whose product is annotated as acetyl-CoA C-acetyltransferase. Gene Ontology annotation, molecular function: acetyl-CoA C-acetyltransferase activity. The transcript has a single exon. Lineage: Eukaryota; Fungi; Ascomycota; Pichiomycetes; Serinales; Debaryomycetaceae. The coding region runs from base 1 to 1203 and encodes 400 amino acids. The record is from RefSeq and is a predicted model, not a curated record. Gene Ontology annotation, biological process: fatty acid beta-oxidation; ergosterol biosynthetic process.